This is a messenger RNA of Botrytis porri, 900 nucleotides long. RefSeq lists its product as uncharacterized. The coding region runs from base 1 to 900 and encodes 299 amino acids. Gene Ontology annotation, cellular component: cytoplasm. The record is from RefSeq and is a predicted model, not a curated record. NCBI's taxonomy places the organism in Eukaryota, Fungi, Ascomycota, Leotiomycetes, Helotiales, Sclerotiniaceae. Gene Ontology annotation, molecular function: phosphatase activity. The transcript has 4 exons.
AUGAAUUCAAAUAAUACAACCGAAUUGUCUCAUGUAGACGAAAGCUUAUCUAGAUGGAUGCCUCCACGAUUAUCUACCCUUUUAACAGAUGAAUUCGAAGGAAACGCAAGUCCUCCAAGAGAAGGUCGCGCCGAUCGUCUCGUGAUAUUUCACUUUAUGAGACAUGGACAAGCAUAUUCCAAUGUCGGGGAACUUAACAAUCGUGGCCAGCUUCGAGAUCCAAAGCUCACAUUUGACGGCAUACGGCAGUGCGAACUAGUGAGAACAGUUCUCAACUCCAACCGCAACAUUAAGCAGAUCUAUUGUUCUCCAAUGAUCCGAACAAUUGAAACAGCCUUGAUUACAUUCAGAGAUGUAAUGAAGUUUUCGAUGAAAAAGUCUGCUAUUCAGGUCACGGCCUGGGAUGCAAUUCGUGAAUGGGGCUCCAUCCCUUGUUGCACAGGUACUCCACUAGCCAAGCUUCAGGAAAAGUUUGGCCACGAAAUAGACUUCAGUCUCAUCAAGCCUGGUUGGGAGUUCAACGAGGAGAAACACCGAGACAGAUCUCGGGCCGAUGAGGUCAAGCAAUUGCUCUUCAAAAUUGCUCGGAAUGUGCAAGAGUUGACUCGUCGUGGCUUGAUAUCUGAUAUCAGAGACGGUGACUUUUUGACACGUGGCACAUAUUAUGUGCCAUACGAGAUAGCAAUUGUAUCUCACGGCGGAUUUUUGGAAACAAUGCUGGCGGCAGAACUAGGUGGCAGAGCCUCUGAAUUCCCAUAUAGGAAUUGUUUCCACAAUGCGAAUAUGAAGUCUUUCUCUUUCGAAACCAUCAGUGGUCCCGAUGGCGUCCGAUACGAACUGACUGAAACAAAAGAGAGUAAGACGCGAAAAUACUCUCGUGGCCCAAUCCACCUCGGCUAG